Molecule: messenger RNA, 633 nt
Organism: Pleurotus ostreatus (oyster mushroom)
Lineage: Eukaryota; Fungi; Basidiomycota; Agaricomycetes; Agaricales; Pleurotaceae
Exons: 5
Coding region: 1-633 (210 amino acids)
Source: RefSeq, a predicted model, not a curated record
AUGGCUCCCGAAAGGUCGCAUUCCGACGACCUCAGCUCAUAUUUUGACCGAAGCGCGACCGCAGUGCGGGAAUACGCUGAUGUAUUUGAGCACCAGUAUGCUAGGCCAGCGAUGAAGCUGGGGGGCGUGUACCACGACCAACACCCGAUACUUUCGGUCUUUUUGGUGAUACUAUUCUGCCUCAGCAUCGUGCCGGUUGUGACAUUCAUUGGCUUCUCUAUCUUUGCAGCUGUCUCGUUCAUCAUUAUCGCGCUCUCGGUUGCACUAGGUGCAUUCGUGUUGCUAGAACUUAUCUUUGUGUCUGUGCUUCUCUGCGUUCUGGGUGCUGUACUCUUCAUGUCGGCAUUCCUUACUGGAGCUACGAUAUCUACCUACCUCUUCUUCCGUUUGGCCGUCCUCGUUAGGAAUGAAGGACGUGCGGGGUUGAACGAAUGGAUCCUUGAAGCAAAGAGCCGGUAUUACGUUGCGGAGCCUGCCCAAGACCCGUUAGAAGACGACGACUACGCAUAUGACGACGACGAACCCCAAGACGUGCAAGGAGGACACAUUUCAUCGGCAGAAUCGACGAACGAGGCCCUCACCCCCAAGGACGAACUAAACCCAACACAGGAUCCCAUCAAGGAGGAAUAUUAA